AUGUCGCGAGAUCGUGGCGUGGUAUUGCAGACCUCACAAGGUCUGAUAGCGCUAGAGCUCUACUGGGACGAGGCAUCAAAGACGUGUGAGAACUUCUAUCAGCUGGCCAGACGUGGCUACUACGAUGGCGUACCCUUCCACAGAAUCAUUAACAACUUCAUGAUCCAGGGAGGCGAUCCCACCGGCACAGGCAGAGGGGGCAGCAGCAUCUACGGGGACAAGUUUGCCGACGAGAUCACACCCACGCUGAGAUUCACUGGCGCAGGCAUCCUCGCAAUGGCCAACUCCGGGCCCAAUUCCAACGGCAGUCAAUUCUUCCUCACCCUCGCACCCACGCCUCACUUGGACAGGAAACACACCAUCUUUGGCAGAGUCAGCGAGGGGAUGUCGGUGGUACAACGCAUGGGCCUGGUUGCCGUGGACGCUCAGGACCGGUGAGUACGAUAGAUGAGGCUGGUCAAUGAGCUGCCUCGUAGCUAGAGAUGAUCGGAUUCCUGACCACAAUCCUGCCCACGACAGGCCUCGGGAGGAGGUGAAGAUACUCAAGGCUCAGGCUACAGAAGGGUAGGAGCUCUCCCAGGAGGGACGUUUGCAAGAUGGCUAGUGUAC
Microstroma glucosiphilum is the source of this 609-nucleotide messenger RNA. Its product is annotated as cyclophilin-like protein. Gene Ontology annotation, biological process: protein folding; protein peptidyl-prolyl isomerization. Gene Ontology annotation, cellular component: catalytic step 2 spliceosome. Gene Ontology annotation, molecular function: peptidyl-prolyl cis-trans isomerase activity. The coding region runs from base 1 to 438 and encodes 145 amino acids. The transcript has 4 exons. Lineage: Eukaryota; Fungi; Basidiomycota; Exobasidiomycetes; Microstromatales; Microstromataceae. The record is from RefSeq and is a predicted model, not a curated record.